This is a messenger RNA of Ambispora gerdemannii, 1974 nucleotides long. Lineage: Eukaryota; Fungi; Glomeromycota; Glomeromycetes; Archaeosporales; Ambisporaceae. The record is from the annotation of a GenBank genome assembly.
AUGGCGGCCACCGACCACAACAACAUUGAAAAUAAGCUGUAUCCAGUUCCAGAAUGUCUAACGCCGUCUACUCCAACCCCUUAUGUCACCUCGAUCGAACAAUAUCAAAAGAUUUACAAGGAGAGUAUCACGCAUCCGACCGUUUUCUGGGGAAAACUUGCCAAGGAAAUGCUUCAUUGGCAUAAACCUUUUGAAACUGUGGUUUCUGGCGGAUUCUUACAUGGUGAUGUUACCUGGUUUGCCGAAGGGGAAUUGAAUGCUUCCUAUAAUUGCGUGGAUCGUCAUGCAAAAGAAAAUCCCGAUAAAAUUGCAAUCAUCCAUGAAAGCGAUGAACCGGAACAAUCUCGAAAGAUUUCAUACGGAGAACUAUUACGUGACGUUAAUCGUUUAGCCAAUACCCUAAAAAGCCUCGGCCUACGAAAAGGUGAUACGGUCGCGAUUUAUCUCCCGAUGGUACCUGAAGCAGCGGUUGCUUUCUUGGCAUGCGCAAGACUUGGUAUAAUACAUUCUGUCGUGUUCGCCGGAUUCUCUGCAGAAGCAUUACGUGAUCGAAUUCAAGACGCAGCCAGUAAAUUGGUGAUCACCGCUGACGAAGGUCGUCGUGGGGGUAAAACGAUUCACAUGAAAAAAAUUGUAGAUGCCGCGGUAAACGAAUGUCCAACCGUUGAACAUGUGCUUGUUUUUCGUCGAACUGGUAGCGAAGUACCAUUUCAAGCACCACGUGACUUAUGGUGGCAUGAAGAAAUUAGAAAACAUCGACCUUAUUGUGUUCCCGAGGUUAUGAACUCAGAAGAUCCACUGUUCUUGUUAUACACUUCGGGUUCAACUGGAAAACCAAAAGGUGUCUUACAUACAACUGCUGGAUAUUUGUUGGGUGCAAUGACAACCUUUAAAUACGUAUUCGAUUAUCAUCCUAAUGAUGUAUUUGGAUGUAUGGCUGAUAUCGGAUGGGUUACUGGUCACACUUAUAUUGUGUAUGGCCCAUUAUGUAGCGGCGCUACAACAGUUUUAUUCGAAUCAACGCCAAUUUAUCCGACUCCAAGUCGUUAUUGGCAAGUUGUGGCCAAACAUAAAAUCACGCAAUUCUAUACUGCUCCAACUGCUAUUCGUCUUCUACGUAAACUUGGUCACGAGCAUGUUGAAGGUCAUGAUCUGUCGAGUCUGCGGGUAAUUGGCACAGUUGGUGAACCAAUUAAUCCAGAAGCUUGGGAAUGGUAUAAUGAAGUAGUGGGUAAAAAGAAGUGUGCUAUUGUGGAUACGUAUUGGCAGACGGAAACUGGUUCAAUUGUACUUUCUCCUUUACCUGGUGCUAUUCCAACUAAACCUGGAUCUGCUACGUUUCCCUUUUUUGGUAUUGCACUUGCAGUACUUGAUCCAGUGACCGGUCAAGAAUUAGAGGGUAAUGGCGUGGAAGGUGUAUUAGCCAUAAAACAACCAUGGCCGUCAAUGACACGUACUAUCUACAAUAAUCACGAUCGAUAUCUCGACACUUAUCUAAACGUAUACAAAGGAUACUACUUCAGUGGAGAUGGUGUAGGGAGAGACAAAGAUGGUUAUUAUUGGAUUAGAGGUCGAGUCGAUGACGUGAUAAGUGUAGCCGGCCAUCGUCUAUCAUCAGCCGAAAUCGAAUCCGCAUUAAUUCUUCACAAAGCAGUUGCUGAAACGGCUGCGAUUGGCGUUGACGAUGAGCUCACUGGUCAAGCUGUAAACGCUUUUGUCACCUUAAAACCAAAAUACACUGAUGUAACCGACGCUAAAGAGUUGAUCUUGCAAGUGCGACAAACGAUUGGUCCAUUCGCCGCCCCUAAAAAGAUUUAUAUUGUAAGUGGUUUACCUCAAACUACUAGUGGGAAAAUAAUGCGAAGAAUUUUACGAAAAAUCGUGGAGAAUAAGGAGGAUCAGUUGGGCGACUUGAGUACUUUGUUGAAUCCUUCGAUAAUUCCGGUGUUGAUCGAGAAAGUUCGUAAUUCUUAG